Molecule: messenger RNA, 1614 nt
Organism: Symbiodinium pilosum
Lineage: Eukaryota; Dinophyceae; Suessiales; Symbiodiniaceae
Source: the annotation of a GenBank genome assembly
AUGUUCCAGCAUGCCAACCCUGUGGAUGUCCCGUUCAAGAAAAUGGAGUCCUUGAGCAGCGGCAUCAGCACCCAAGAGAUCCAGGUGUCCGGAACUGCCAAAACAAUCGUGGCUGUACAGCCUUGGGUCCUCAGAGAGUUGGCCAAGCAUUGCAUCUCUGAAAUCAGUCACUUUUUGAGACCGGGCCACCUUGCUCAGCUGGGGAAGAUUCUGACGGAUCCAGAGGCAUCAGAAAACGAUCGCUUCACGGCCCACAACUUGCUCCAGAACGCGGUCAAAGCUUCUGGUGGACAGCUUCCUGGUUGCCAGGACACCGGCACUGCCAUCGUCAUGGGCAAGCGAGGCAUGCAUGUCUUCACAGAUGGGGAUGAUGAAGCACAGCUGUCGCAUGGCGUUUACGAUGCGUACACACAAAGGAACUUGCGGUACUCACAGAUGGCCCCGGUGACGAUGUUUGCGGAGAAGAACACAAAGUGCAACUUGCCUGCUCAAAUUGACAUCCUGGCGACGCCCAGCUCAUCCUAUGAGUUUCUGUUUAUGGCCAAGGGCGGUGGAUCCGCGAACAAGACCUAUUUGUACCAGCAGACGAAGGCUCUCCUCAACCCCAAAAAACUGGAAGCAUUCAUCAGAGAGAAACUGCAGACCCUCGGCACCAGCGCCUGCCCGCCGUACCACGUGGCACUGGUCAUUGGAGGUACCUCCGCCGAGACAUGCUUGAAGACUGUCAAGCUCGCAAGCGCCAGGUAUUAUGAUGAUUUACCAACAUCUGGCAGCGACGGUGGCCGGGCCUUCCGUGAUCUCGAGUGGGAGGAGAAGGUUCUGAAGAUAUGCCAAGACCUGGGAGUUGGUGCUCAGUUUGGCGGCAAAUACUUUGCUCACGAUGCAAGAGUUGUUCGACUCCCAAGGCAUGGAGCGUCCUGCCCUGUGGGCCUGGGGGUGUCAUGCAGCGCAGAUCGCCAGAUUCUUGCCCAGAUAACACCUGAAGGCGUUUUUGUGGAAGAGCUUGAGCACAAUCCCGCCCAAUAUCUUCCAGAUGGGCCUGUGACAGGGCUAUCCGAGCAGGUGGUGUCCAUCAACUUGCAGCAGCCCAUGAGCGACAUUCUUGCCGUCCUGACGAAGUACCCGAUCAAGACGCGGGUGUCGCUAACUGGUCCACUCAUCGUAGCUCGGGACAUUGCGCAUGCCAAGAUCAGCGAGAUCUUUGAACAGACAGGAGCUCUACCGCAAUACGUCAAGGACCAUCCUAUCUAUUAUGCUGGUCCAGCAAAGACACCCGCUGGCUAUGCAUCCGGUUCUUUCGGGCCAACCACAGCUGGCCGCAUGGACACAUAUGUUCCCAUGUGGCAGCCGCACGGAGGAUCACUGGUUACGCUGGCAAAGGGUAAUCGCUCGAAACAGGUGACAGACUCUUGCCAACAGUACGGUGGCUUUUACUUGGGCAGUGUUGGUGGUGCUGCUGCAGUGUUGGCCGAAGACUGCAUCAAGAAGAUAGAGGUUCUGGAGUUCCCCGAGCUUGGCAUGGAAGCUGUUUGGAAAAUUGAGGUUGAGAACUUUCCUGCUUUCAUCCUGGUUGACGAUAAGGGCAACGAUUUCUUCGCUCAGUGGACCAUGUGA